UCAAACUAAUCAGCGCGGUGGUGUGACCAGUGUGUUGGCGAAGCUAGGUCUAACUAAUAAUAAAUUAGAAAUACUGAGUUUGAAACGUGAAUAUUAUCGUCAAACUAUGGCUGGAGACGUAGGAGCAGAUGUGCAGAUGCUUGAACUAAAAUCUGUUAUAGGAUUUAAUGGUUCAGUGCAUGCAGGUUUAAAAGUACAUCCAGACAGAGAAAACAUCGUCUACCCCUUAGGAAAUGUUGUAAUUAUUGAACAUAUUCAAACACACAAACAAAGUUUUCUCACUGGACACACCAAUGAUGUAUCAUGUUUGGCGAUCUCUAAGAGCGGCAGAUACAUUGCGUCUGGCCAAAUUACUCAUAUGGGAUUCAAGGCAGAUCUGAUCAUCUGGAAUUAUGAAACAAAGGACAUUUACUGUCGCCUUUCAUUGCAUAAGGUCAAAGUUCAGUCCUUGGCAUUCUCCCCAAAUGAAAAAUACUUACUGUCUCUUGGAGGUCAAGAUGACGGCUGUGUUGUUAUCUGGGAUGUAAAGACCAUGACGUCAAUUUGUGGAUCCCCGGCAGCAUUGAAAAGCGCAGGAAUGACAUAUUGCGUGGCUUAUUCAAACUUAAAUGAUAACAUCUUCGUCACUGGGGGAGAUCGUACACUGCGUGUUUGGGAACUUGAUCGAGCCAAUCGUAAGAUUCGUCCAACAGAUUGCACCAUGGGACAGUUGAAACGAGUUGUAAGGAGCAUUGAGGUUUCAGAGGAUGAUAAGUUUUUCUACUGUGGAACAACCAGCGGUGAUGUGCUGCAAGUGAGUGUAGACAAACAGCUUUUCCGACACUAUGGACCGGCCAAGAAUAAGUACAGCCUUGGUAUCACAGCCCUAGCACUUGUUAAGACUGGAGAGAUUCUAGUAGGGGCUGGAGACGGCACAGUGGCACUGAUCAAAGGAGAGAAGUUCCAGAAAGUGAAAAGUACCAAGAUACAGCAUGCUGGAGAGAUCACUUCCAUCGCAUUACGGGGUCAUGGACAUCAAUUUUUUGUUGGCACCAGCAAUGCACAAACUUACCGGUUCAACUUUGCUGAGUUUACAUUUGAACUUAUCAAUACAUGUCAUUAUAAGCCAGUUAGGGACAUUGUUUUUCCAUUUGGUUGUUCAGACAUUUUUGCCACAUGUUCUGAAAAUGAUAUUCGAAUUUGGAAAGGGACUAAAGAAGCGCUACGCAUAACAGUGCCUAAUAUCACAUGUCACGCCAUCAACUUCAUGCAGGACGGCAAGUAUAUUAUCAGCGCCUGGAAUGAUGGAAAAAUAAGAGCAUUUCUACCGGAGUCUGGUCGUCUGCUCUACUGUAUCGAAGACGCCCACAACAAGGGAGUAACAGCAAUUGCUUCAACAUCUGACUGCAUGCGUAUUGUGAGUGGCGGUGGAGAGGGUCAGGUCAGAGUUUGGAAAGUGUCUUCUACGUCGCAGAGGAUGGAAGAAGCCAUGAAAGAGCACAAGGGAAGCGUGUCCUCCAUCAAAGUGCGCAAGAACAAUGAGGAAUGCAUCAGUGCCAGCAGUGACGGCACCUGUAUAAUCUGGGACUUGAUACGCUUUGUUCGUAUUCAAGUAAUCUUUGCCAACACAUUGUUUAUGUGUGUUCUCUACCACCCAGAUGAAAUGCAAGUGAUUACAAGUGGUACUGACAGAAAGAUUGGCUAUUGGGAGUCCAUAAACGCAGCACAGAUUCGGGAAGUGGAGGGAUCACAAUCUGGUUCAGUCAACGGAAUGGAUAUUGCUAGCGAUGGAGAAUACUUUGCAACGGGCGGCGACGAUAAACUUAUCAAGGUAUGGAAUUACAAGGAAGCAGAGGUGACCCAUGUGGGAAUAGGUCACAGUGGCUUCAUCAACAGACUCAAGAUCUGCCCAAACCAGAAGAUCAUUGUCAGUGUUAGUGAUGAUGGCGCCAUUCUCUUUUGGAACUACCCUUUCAAGUCAUCUCGUUAAGAAAUAAAUUUAAUGAUAAUAUACUUAAUAUAUGAAAAUCAUCCUUGAGAAACUAUAGGAACACAGAUUUCACGGAGAUACAGAAAUGUACAUAUAAUGAUAUUCAUAUUAAAUUUGUCAUUGUUAGAAUAUUAUUAUGAAUAAUCUUUGUGUGCAGAUCAUACCAUCUUUAUUAUCUAUUAGUGUAUAUACAUUGCAGGGUUGUGAUCUAUAAAUUGUUAAUUAAACUAGAUAUUUAGAUAAAACUUGAAGAAAAUCACCAGAAUUGAAAACAAAUUUUUAGGGGGUUUUGAUCUAAAACUUGUUAAUGUAAUAUUAAUAACUAAAUAUUUAGAUAAAACCUGAAGAAAAUCACCAAAAUUGAAAUGAAAAACCUUCCACUGUUUUGUACUUUUUUAUUGACGCUUUUGUAAAUUUAGUGUCAUCCAACAAAGAAUGGCAAAUCUUUACUGCACAUCACCAAAAAGAAUUAGUAUUAUAUUUAAUUGAAAAGAUUUCUAAUAAAUGCUUCCUUUGGUAAAGAUCUUGUACCAAAAUUCCCAAUGAGUUAUGGGUUUUCCAAGUUCCAAUGUUUUUCAUUAGUCUGUUCAUUUUAUUGUUAACAACGUACUAAAUAUCAUAGCAUACUUCCAGAAAUUUUCCAUAUACACACACCAAAAAGUUCUUUUUAUUUAGAAAUAAACAAUUCCAAUACAAAACUGUGUCCUCCGUGGUUUUCAGAUGCCCCUCACCGUAGAGGUCGACCUGAAAUUGCCAAAUAAUUAAUUAUGGGGACAAGACUGCAAUGCAGUGCUAGAUGUGAACACUGCACAAGUCACCACUUAUGUGAAUAAACAAACGGGAGAUAAAAUAGGUUGUUAUGAAAAUAUAUGCAGGGUUAGGGUCUAUAUGUAUCACAUGGUCAUUAGUUUAAUAAAUACAAGUGAUAUUUGAGUUGUCUGAUCCAUAACUAUUCUGUACUCUUUGCUCAAAUGUACUAAUACCAAAUUGUAUUAUUAAUGUAUGGUAUAGUAAUAUUAUAAUUAAUGUGUGUUCAUAUAUGAAUUGUCUGUGUUAAGUACCUUAUCAAUGCCAGUGUUCUCCAAAACUAUACCGUGGAUGAUCGAUUGACAAACGUAAGCUUUUGUUUAAGGAAUAAUACUAUAAUAUACAACUUUAAUUUGCAUCCGAUUAUCACCAGAAUUAGUUCCAGCUGAAAGAGAUUCUAAUUUAUAUAAAAUACAUAUAGUAGAAUUGUAAUGAUAAUUGACCUUUCCAGAAUGUCAAUUAUACUUAAUAUCUGACUGGACCAAUCAGAACAGUUUUGUGGAAUCCUUGGCAACAAUAUCCAAGUGGCGGGUCUUAGUGGAAAGGUCCAUUGAGAGCUGAGGUAGUGCUUGUUGAAUUUCUAGCUUAAUACCAUAAAAGCCUGUCUUGCACUUGUACACACCUACUAAUGUUCAAUGUACUUGUGUCCAGCUGUGUGUUGAAAAGAAACCAGAUUCUCUCGUAUAACCUUAAGUAUAUUAAGUGUUCCUACAAGAAUUAUACUGUAUUAUACAUUUAUUUAAGGAGAAUUAUUGUUUGUAUGUUGUGGGCCUCGAAAUAAAGUAACUUGUUGAAGGAAA
Messenger RNA from Anneissia japonica, 3576 nucleotides. RefSeq names its product cilia- and flagella-associated protein 52-like. Gene Ontology annotation, biological process: cilium assembly. The coding region runs from base 107 to 1969 and encodes 620 amino acids. NCBI's taxonomy places the organism in Eukaryota, Metazoa, Echinodermata, Crinoidea, Comatulida, Comatulidae. The transcript is spliced from 11 exons. The record is from RefSeq and is a predicted model, not a curated record. Gene Ontology annotation, molecular function: protein binding.